Messenger RNA from Chaetomium fimeti, 963 nucleotides. RefSeq lists its product as uncharacterized. The record is from RefSeq and is a predicted model, not a curated record. Gene Ontology annotation, cellular component: intracellular anatomical structure. NCBI's taxonomy places the organism in Eukaryota, Fungi, Ascomycota, Sordariomycetes, Sordariales, Chaetomiaceae. The coding region runs from base 1 to 963 and encodes 320 amino acids. The transcript is spliced from 2 exons. Gene Ontology annotation, molecular function: oxidoreductase activity, acting on NAD(P)H, oxygen as acceptor.
AUGGCAUCCCUCUUCACCUCUCGGACAGCCCUGACGGCGGGCUCACGAGCAGCGCUGCUCGCGCGCCGGUCCCUGCAGGCCACAGCCACAGCCACCACCACCAUCACAACCACCACAACCCCAACCGCCGCCCCCUUCGCCCGCAGCUUCCACCACACGCGCAGCCGGCAGAACCUGCCCGAGUUCAGCCUCAAGGACCGGGUGGUGAUCGUCUCCGGCGGGGCGCGGGGGGUGGGGCUGACGCAGGCGGAGGCGCUGCUGGAGGCCGGGGCGGUGGUGCACGCGCUGGACCAGCUGCCCGCGCCGGGGACGGACAGCGACUUCGCGCGCGUGGCCGGGCGCGCGGCGUCGGAGCUCGGCUCGCGCAUGCGCUACCACCGCGUCGACGUGCGCGACCAGGCGGCGCUGGGCGAGGUGGUCGGUGGGAUCGCGGCCGAGGAGGGCCGGAUCGAUGGGCUGAUUGCGGCUGCGGGCAUUCAGCAGGAGACGCCCGCGCUGGAGUAUACGGCGGAGGAUGCCGACCGUAUGUUGGGUGUUAAUGUCACGGGGGCCUUUAUGACGGCCCAGGCUGUCGCCCGCGAGAUGAUCAAGCGCAAGCAGAAGGGCAGCUUGGUGCUGAUUGGCAGCAUGAGCGGGACCGUGGCGAACAGGGGGUUGAUUUGCCCAGCGUACAACGCAUCCAAGGCGGCUGUUCUGCAGCUCGCCCGCAACCUGGCCUCGGAAUGGGGCGAGCACGGCAUCCGCGUCAACACCAUUUCCCCGGGGUACAUCGUCACCGCCAUGACCGCCUCCCUGUUCGAAGCCGUCCCCGAGCGGCGCACGGCCUGGCCCGACGCCAACAUGCUCAAGCGCCUGAGCUACCCGGAGGAGUACCGGGGCGCGGCCGUCUUCCUGCUCAGCGACGCUAGCAGCUUCAUGACCGGGGCCGACUUGAGGAUUGACGGAGGCCAUUGUGCGUGGUAG